GCAGGGUUCUCUGGAAAUUCUCGAGUCCUACACACUACUACCACGUCGUACAUUCUUAACCAGACUUUGGCUUACCUAAUGCUCUGUACAACUAACGGAAACCCCACAAAAUACAGUUGUAUCGCCGGAGCCGUCGUUCAGUAUGGUCCUUGUACUCAUUAUUGGUGAUUUGUAUAUCCCUCAUCGUGCCCAUGACCUUCCGUCCAAGUUUCGAAAGCUCCUUGUUCCUGGAAAAAUCCAGCAAAUCCUCUGUACAGGCAACGUUUGUGAUCAGGAAACAUACGAAUAUCUACGCACGGUAGCAAGCGACGUGUGCGUCGUGAGAGGUGACUACGACGAGAACACUGGUUUUCCGCCCUCUGCCAUAGUGGUGCACCCACCGAUACGGAUUGGCAUUGUACAUGGUCAUCAAUGUGUUCCCACAGGCGAUCUUGACGCCCUCAGCGCUCUUGCGCGACAAAUGGAUGUCGAUGUCUUGAUUUCGGGUCACACCCAUACGUUUCAAGCGAUAGAAUAUGGGGGGCGAUUCUUUGUGAACCCGGGCUCUGCAACUGGCGCUUGGACUGGCUUGCAUAACAGUGACCCGACACCAUCAUUCGCUUUGAUGGAUAUACAAGGUCCAGUCGUUGUCACUUAUGUUUAUCAAUUGGUGGAGGGGGAAGUACGCGUCGAGAAGAUCGAGUACAGGAAGGAAGUUGAGGUUCCUAAACCAAACCCAGCCCCUCCGCAAACGAGUACGGGUUACUCGGCACCAACGAGCCCGCGGUCAACACAAGGUGCAUGGUAGUACUGUUGUUGUCUUGGAAUGGCUAGCAUCUUUUGGGUGGAAGCAUGCUGCAUUCUCAUCGUGAAACUUGGCAGUAAUCACACUUUAGUCUUCUUCUAGCUUGGGAGUUUUCGAUGUGCUCCCUUUCUUGCAAGCACUUCACAUUGCAGAUGUGUAAGUACCAUGGGGACCCUGUAUACCGACGGAUUUUUGCCCCCGCCGUGA
This is a messenger RNA of Pisolithus orientalis, 991 nucleotides long. RefSeq names its product Metallo-dependent phosphatase. The coding region runs from base 143 to 787 and encodes 214 amino acids. Gene Ontology annotation, biological process: intracellular protein transport; retrograde transport, endosome to Golgi. Gene Ontology annotation, cellular component: retromer complex; endosome. The transcript has 4 exons. The record is from RefSeq and is a predicted model, not a curated record. Lineage: Eukaryota; Fungi; Basidiomycota; Agaricomycetes; Boletales; Pisolithaceae.